Molecule: messenger RNA, 1233 nt
Organism: Otolemur garnettii (small-eared galago)
Lineage: Eukaryota; Metazoa; Chordata; Mammalia; Primates; Galagidae
Gene: PRRT2
Product: proline rich transmembrane protein 2
Cellular component (GO): membrane
Source: RefSeq, a predicted model, not a curated record
AUGGCAGCCAGCAGCUCUGAGGUCUCUGAGAUGAAGAGGGUUGAGAAGAGUCCUGAGACCCAGAGAGAAGGGCCUGGCCAUUCUGAAACUGAAACUGGCCCUCUCCAAGUCCUAGCAGGGGACGCAGACCAGCCAGAGACCCUGGAGCCAGGCUCAGACACCACUGGGUCCUCUGUGGACUCCAGGCCUAAGGCUGGGCUAGCUCCAGAAACCACAGAGACCCCUGCUGGGGCCCCAGAAACAACCCAGAUCACAGACCUCAGCUUAAGCACAGGAGAGGAAUCAAAGGCCAACUGCACCCCAGAAGAAGCAUGCCAAGAGCCAGUAUCCAAGCCAGAAGUGAGCAAGUCUGCCACUGCAGACCAGGGGUCCAAGCUGGAGGCUGCAGCUCCACCUGAACCAGCCUCAGAACCUGCUCCCCAGCCAGACUCCCAGCCUGAGCCCCAGCCAGACUCCCAGCCUGAGCCCCAGCCAGGUUCCCAGCCCACCCCCAAGCAAGAUCCCCAACCAGAGCCCCCUCCUACCCAAGAGGACCCCAUCCCUGAGGUCCUUACUGACAGUGUAGGGGAAAAGCAAGAGAAUGGGGCAGUGGUACCCCUACAGGCUGGUGACAGUGAAGAGGGCCCAGUCCCUCAACCUCACUUGCCACCCUCAACAAAAUCCCCCCCAGCCAAUGGGGCUCCUCCUCGAGUGCUGCAGCAGCUGGUUGAGGAGGAUCGAAUGGGAAGGGUUCAUAGUGGGCACCCAGGAUCUCCCCGAGGUAGCUUGAGCCGCCACCCCAGCUCCCAGCUGGCAGGGCCUGGGGUGGAGGGGGGUGAAAGCACCCAGAAACCUCGGGACUACAUCAUUCUUGCCAUCCUAUCCUGCUUCUGCCCCAUGUGGCCUGUCAACAUCGUGGGCUUCGCUUAUGCUGUCAUGUCACGAAACAGCCUGCAGCAGGGAGAUGUGGAUGGCGCUCAGCGUCUGGGUCGAGUGGCCAAGCUCUUAAGCAUCGUGGCACUGGUGGGAGGGGUCCUCAUCAUCAUUGCCUCCUGCGUCAUCAACUUAGGCGGUGAGUGGGGUUUGGGAACAGACAGGGGAGGAGUGGAAGGGUUGAUGAGGGCAGCGUUACUAACCCCUGCCCCUGCUCUCUCCUGUCUGUCCUUAUCUCUCCUUUGUCUCUCCUUGUCUCCCCACCCUCCUUCCCUGUCUCUUGUCUGCCCUUCCCUCUCCUCUCCCACAGUGUAUAAGUGA